This is a messenger RNA of Mesocricetus auratus (golden hamster), 2281 nucleotides long. RefSeq names its product homeobox A7 (gene Hoxa7). Gene Ontology annotation, biological process: anterior/posterior pattern specification; regulation of transcription by RNA polymerase II. Gene Ontology annotation, molecular function: DNA-binding transcription factor activity, RNA polymerase II-specific; RNA polymerase II cis-regulatory region sequence-specific DNA binding. The record is from RefSeq and is a predicted model, not a curated record. NCBI's taxonomy places the organism in Eukaryota, Metazoa, Chordata, Mammalia, Rodentia, Cricetidae. The transcript has 3 exons. The coding region runs from base 454 to 1122 and encodes 222 amino acids. Gene Ontology annotation, cellular component: nucleus.
GGAGCAUCAAACCCGGUCUCAAACGUUCUCCUGCUCAGAAAGAGAGGUGGGCAAAGAGAUCUUCCUCUCAAGACCAUCUUUGUGGGCCGACAGGUUGCAGAGACCCUGCAGGGGCCUGAGUCUGCAGAGUGGACGCGGACAGGGCAAUCCACACACUGGAUCUGGGGUUCAGGAAUAGGCGGCCGCCGGCCCGUGGCGCGAGACCACCUGUGAGGGCUGCUGAGAUUGGCGGAGGCGGUCAUGUGGGCGGUCACGUGCCGCGGCGAGCUCCGUCCAAAAGAAAAUGGGGUUUGGUGUAAAUCUGGGGGUGUAAUGUUAUCAUAUAUCACGCUACCUCGUAAAACCGACACUGAAAGCUGCCGGACAACAAAUCACAGGUCAAAAUUAUGAGUUCUUCGUAUUAUGUGAACGCGCUUUUUAGCAAAUAUACGGCGGGGGCUUCUCUCUUCCAAAAUGCCGAGCCGACUUCUUGCUCCUUUGCACCCAACUCGCAGAGAAGCGGCUACGGUCCAGGCGCCGGCGCCUUCGCCUCCACCGUGCCGGGCUUGUACAAUGUCAACACCCCCCUCUAUCAGAGCCCCUUCGCGUCUGGCUAUGGCCUGGGCGCCGACGCCUACAACCUGCCCUGCGCCUCCUACGACCAAAACAUCCCGGGGCUCUGCAGUGACCUCGCCAAAGGCGCCUGCGACAAGGCGGACGAGGGCGUGCUGCACGGCCCGGCCGAGGCCAGUUUCCGCAUCUACCCCUGGAUGCGCAGUUCAGUCUGCUUGUCUGUUUGUCUAUAUGUCCAAAUUUCUGCUCUCAGGACCCGACAGGAAGCGGGGACGCCAGACCUACACGCGCUACCAGACACUGGAGCUGGAGAAGGAGUUCCACUUCAACCGCUACCUGACUCGGCGCCGCCGCAUCGAGAUCGCUCACGCGCUCUGCCUCACCGAGCGCCAGAUCAAGAUCUGGUUCCAGAAUCGGCGCAUGAAGUGGAAGAAAGAGCAUAAAGAUGAGAGCCAGGCUCCCACUGCGGCCCCGGAAGACGCGGUGCCCUCCGUCUCCACGGCAGCUGCUGACAAGGCCGAUGAGGAGGACGAGGAGGAAGAGGAGGAGGAAGAGGAGGAAGAGGAAUAAAGGCCCAGGCCCAGGGCCCUGGCUGCACAGGACAGUCGGAAAAGCGUCUUUAAGAGACUCAUUGAUUGUAGUUACAAAAAUGGGGGGGAAUAAAGUGUAAAAAAAAAAAAAAGAGAAAGAGGGAAUCAAUCCCCACCCUCAUCCCACCCACUCCAUCACCCACUCUAGCUCCCAGGGGGAGAUUAGGUCACCUUGGGGACCCUUUCUGCCUCUGAGGACCCCCAGUAGAUACCCCCAACCCUGGGUCAGUGUUGUGCACUGGCACAGCCAAAAUACUACCUAGCACAGGCCUCCUUGAGAGGCACCCCCAAACUACCUAUGGUCCCGGUCCCAGGGGGCCACCACUCCUAAGAAGCUCCCUCUGCGUCCUAACAAGUGGCAGAUACCCAGCACCCGCCCCUCCCCAUCCCUGCAAAUACAUGAUCAGUACUACCUACUAGGCCUAAACUACCUAUUUCAUGCUGGCCAGCUUUCCUGCUUCUCCGUGCCCGCUCUUCCCAGGCCAGGCCUUGGUGCUUCUAGCCGACAGUCUUUGGGGUCACCGAGGCUUCACUAACAAGGCAAUGAGGUUCAGGGACCAGGGCAUUGGCUUCUAUUUAAAUUGAAAAAUAAUAUAUUUAUUCCAAAGCAUACCAAAUGCUGCAUCGUAGAAUCCCUCUUCCUCUGGCUUUGGUACCUGAAGUUCAGGGCCAUUGCCCUUCCUUCUGGAGGGAAGCAGUCCUGAUCUGGCUGCAGACCUCUGGAAUAGCUUUGGCUUUGUGGGACUAAGGAGAUGUUCCCAGCCUCACUGUCCCUUCCCUUGCUUCUGUGUCCUACUGUUCAGCCAUGUCAGAUAUGUAUACCCUGACUUUUCCUACCGAGGACAAAUGCUGUAUAUUUGAACCAGAUUGUUUUUGUCAUUUCUAUAAUCUUGGAGCUCAUUUGUAAAGGAAUGUCUUGACUUGGGAAGAUGUUUAAUUGGGUGACUUUGUAGCAUGGUGUGUUGUAUUGAACCAAUUCUGUAGCGGGUGAAAGAGAUCCAAUACCCACCCCGGUGCCCAUUGUCUCCCUUGUUGUCCCAUGUCCUCCUUAGACCCAGCCUGGGGUUCAGGGAAGGCAUGCUUCCCGGCCCAGUUACCUAUGUUUUAUGUAACAAUAAAGAUGCUUGGUGACAAAGAAA